AUGGAUACUUUUAGCACACUCAAAACUCUAAAGAAGUUUAAGCUUAUUGUAUCUCCAGGGAAAAGAGUAUCUGAUUAUGUUCAAAUGCAUGGUUUCUAUUCUAAGCAUGAACAUUUAUACUCAGCUCGAGGAAUAAACUUGCUUGGCCUUUCCCCUCUGCCUCUUCCUCCCAAAACCGGCCUCCUUGUUCCAUCUGACAGGCACCUUGUGGUUGCACAGCUCAGCGCCAGAGCCACCCACCCGGCUCUGCUCCCAAAGGGCUGCUCCUGCUGGGUCCUGUUCUGGGUUCUAGGCCAAGGAGCAGGUUUCCGAGGCUGGAAGGAAGUGAGUUCUCUGUUUAAUAAGGAGGACGAGCAGCAUCUGCUGGAAAGAUGUAAAUCCCCCAAGUCUAAAGUAGCUAAUUUACGAUUAAAAGAAGAAUUGAAGGCAGAAAAGAAACCUGGAUUUUGGGACAAUCUGGUGUUGAAACAGAGUUCACAGCCCAAGAAGCCAGAUGAGAUCGAAGGUUGGGAGCCUCCGAAACUUUCUCUUGAAGAUGUGGCCAUGGAUGUGGGUGACACUGUGAGUGACUGUGCUCCCCGGCUGGACUGGGAAGAAGAUGGGAAGGCCUCCAACAAGUACACCAGCCUGGCUGGCUCCGGAAGCAGCUCGCGCUGGGGCCUGCGGUCGGCAGGGAAGCUGGUCGGCAUCCGCAGGCCGAGCAGAGGCCACCUGACGGACAGCUGGGAGGGGCUGGAGUGAGCGUGAGCUGUGGCCCGGCACCUCUCCUGCUUACCGCCCACUGUGGUGUCUUUCCUCCCCUCUGUGCCUCCUUCCUUCCUCCUCUCGCUGAACUAGAAAGCCCAGUAGUGUCUGCGACUCCUCCACAAGACAGGGACUGGACACUCGGAUGCCUUACUAAGAAGCACUCACCUCAGCUUGGGCUGCUGAAGCUGGGUGUUGGUCUAGCUGCCCCAUGAAAGCUCUUUCCCUGGGGCGGUCUUCAUGCUGCCUCAUAGCCUACAUUGCUUCUUCCUGCAUAGAGACAGGGAAUGGAGCAGUGAAUGCACACAUGCCUAUGGCCAGGAACUUGCAGUCUAGCUGUCAGAUGAUCUUCUAGUGGUCACAGCAAAUCAUAUUUAGUUGCAGAUCACCA
Suncus etruscus (white-toothed pygmy shrew) is the source of this 1135-nucleotide messenger RNA. Its product is annotated as testis development-related protein-like. Gene Ontology annotation, cellular component: cytosol; nucleus. Gene Ontology annotation, biological process: spermatogenesis. The transcript has 2 exons. Bases 1 to 741 code for a protein of 246 amino acids. The record is from RefSeq and is a predicted model, not a curated record. NCBI's taxonomy places the organism in Eukaryota, Metazoa, Chordata, Mammalia, Eulipotyphla, Soricidae.